Molecule: messenger RNA, 950 nt
Organism: Theobroma cacao (cacao)
Lineage: Eukaryota; Viridiplantae; Streptophyta; Magnoliopsida; Malvales; Malvaceae
Source: RefSeq, a predicted model, not a curated record
AAAAAAAUUACUCCCCACUCUCAUUCAUGGAAUUUCGGUUUUGUUUGCCCUUCAUUAUAAUCGGUUUUCAUUAAAUUCGAAAAUCAGUUAUGGCAGAAUUUGAAGAUUUCUUUCUAUCCCCCUUUUGAUGGUUCAAUUCUCUUCAGCUCUUGCAGCAUUAGCUAGGGUCUUAUAGUUAACACUCCUAAUUGAGCAAUCCUCUAUAACUAGGCAUCAUUGGUCCAAUGCUUUUCAAUUUGUGGUGUAUUUUAAAGAAACGUUGAUGGCGUCUUUGAAAGUUGCAGAUCUUGUCCUGCUCAUAGUCUCGUUAUUGUUUUUGAUGUCGGUGAGAGCAGAUAUGAUAGACGACACCUGCAACAGAACCAGCGACACCGAGCUCUGCUUGUCUACUCUAAGAUCAGACCCACGAAGCUCUACCGCAGACGCCAAAGGCCUUGCUCAUAUCGUCCUUGAUAUCACGCUGAAAAAGGCCAAGGACAAUUUAGCUCAAAUAGAUCAAUUGCUCAGUCGAACAACAGAUCCAGCUCUCAAGGACGUUCUCACUAUCUGCUCUCAAGAGUAUGGGAAUGCUACAGUUGUUAUACUUCCACGAGCCAUCAAAAAAUUGGAAUCAAAGUUUGAUGCAGAGGCGACAGGGAACGUAGAGGAUUCGGCUGGAUGUGCAAAGACUUGUGAAGAGUCCUUCUCUGAUGGACCAAGACCAGAACAAAACCGACCAUCUCCUUUUACUGAUCAAAAUAAUGCUGUGUUGCAUCUUGCUCGUCUCGCUGAAGAGAUCAUUGUUUCAUUCGCUCCAGACGGUUUUUUUUCCAAAGGAUGCCUGGAGGCCGUCAUACGCAGCCGCCAUGACCCCUCCAAAGUUCUUGCCAUCUUUUUUAUUUUACAUGGUUAUAUUUGUAAAUUGCAAUGCCUCUUAGUUUAAUUAUAUGAUCAUAAGGAAUUUAAGAUCA